This is a messenger RNA of [Candida] anglica, 2192 nucleotides long. The record is from the annotation of a GenBank genome assembly. NCBI's taxonomy places the organism in Eukaryota, Fungi, Ascomycota, Pichiomycetes, Serinales, Debaryomycetaceae.
UUAAAAGUGUUUUUAACCAAAAUAUAAUUUUUUUUUGUAUUAGAAAUAUGGGUCCAAAAGACCAUAUAUAUUCUGAACAAAAUGAAGGAUCCAAUAUACCAAAAUUUGGAAUUGGUUCUGAAAUAAAUGCUGCGAAAACAUUAAAUUCAUUAAAAUUAGAUAAUCAAUAUAAAGAGAAUCAAUAUCCAUUUAAAGAUAAUAUAUAUAAAAGAAGGAAACUGUCAAUGGAUGUUGAACUGUUAAUUCCAACCACCACCAAUCGGAGCAUUAUUGGAAGGCUUUCCAGAAUAGAAAACGAUCAAAAUACAAGAGUAUCCAAAUUGAAUAGAGAUAUUGAGUUUAAACAACAAGAAAUUCAAAAUAUUUCAACAAAAAUUAUGACAUUACAAACUCAAACAGCAAAUCAAGAAUUUGAAGUUUUCAAAUUAGAUGAUCAAUAUCUUAAAUUAAAGGAAAAAUUGGGAAUUGUUGAUGAAGAAAUUAAUGAAUUAAAACAUCAUGAACAAGAAUCAUUGAAAGAAUUAGAAGUUAAAUAUGAAUUAGAAACUGAAAAAUUAAAAUUAAAUCAUGAUGAAAAGAUUCAUGAUUUAACAUUAAAGGCUGAAAAUGAUAUAAAUAAAAUUAUUCAUGAUAAUGUUAUAAGAUUUGAAAAUGAAAAAUUAGAAUUGAAAAAUGAAUGUGAAGGGAUUGAAAAGACCAUCAAGCUGCAGGAACAGGACUUGAAUAGGAAGCUUAUAAGGAUGAAGGAAGAUCAUAGUAGAAGAAUGAUUCAAUUAGACCAAGAUAUGGAUGAAUCAUUGGUGAAAUUAGGAGAAGAAAUUGAAGAAAUGGAAGAUUCAAUAGAAUCAAAGAAAUUAAUGAAGGAUGAAAUAGAAAUUGAAAAUUUAGAGAUUGAUUCAAAACAUGAAAAGAUUUUGAUAGAAUUUAAUAAAUUAAAGGAGAUUUCAAAUGGUAAAGAAGAACAACUUGAGGAAAUUCAAAAAGAAAUUAAUGGAAUUGAACAAAUGAUUAAAGAAGUUGAAAAUUCAUUUCAAAGUAAAGAUGAUGAGAUUAUUCGAUUACAACAAGAAACCAAAGUAUUUAUAGAAGGAUUGGCGAAACAAGAACAUUCUAGGAGGGUUCUUCAUAAUCGAUUACAAGAUUUAAAGGGAAAUAUCCGGGUUUAUUGUAGGAUAAGACCACCAAUAGAUGCAAUUAAUGCUGCAAAGGAUCUUACAACAUUUGAUAUUUUAAAUGAUUCACUUUCUCAUGACGCUAAAAAGGAAAUGAUAAUUUCUAGAGAUCCAACUUCUGAAAAUUCAUCAAUUCAUUCAUAUUCAAUGAGAAAUAAUACUUUUAAAUUUCAAUUUGAUCAAAUUCUUUCAAUGGAUACUGACAACAACACUAUCUUUAAAGAUGUUUCACAACUUAUUCAAUCAUGUUUAGAUGGUUAUAAUGUAUGUGUUUUUGCAUAUGGGCAAACAGGAUCUGGAAAAACCUGGACAAUGUCUCAUCCCCAACAUGGUAUGAUCCCUCUUUCAAUUCAAAAGAUCUUCAAUGAUAUCGAAGAACUUAAAACUACACAUUGGGAAUAUUCACUUGUUGGACAAUUUCUUGAAAUCUAUAAUGAACAAUUAAUUGAUCUUUUAGCGCCAAGCAAAAAGAAACUUGAUAUUAAACAUAAUGAAACGGAUUCCACAACUACUGUGACAAACUUAACUUCGAUCCCAUUAACAUCUUCUGAUCAAUUCAAUCAGAUUUUGAAUAAAGCUAUGAAAAAUAGAUCUACUGCUGCAACCAAAUCAAAUGAACGGUCUUCAAGAUCUCACUCUAUUUUCAUUCUUAAAUUAGAAGGUAAAAACUUCAAAACCAACAAGAUUUGCAGAGGCACUCUCAAUUUGAUUGAUUUGGCAGGUUCAGAAAGGUUGGCUUCUUCACUUGCCACCGGUGAUAGAUUAAAAGAAACACAAGCAAUUAAUAAAUCUUUAUCUUGUUUGGGAGAUGUCAUACAUGCGUUAGGCCAGAAAUCCAACCAAGCACUACACAUUCCAUAUAGAAACUCUAAAUUGACAUAUCUAUUGAAGAACAGUUUAGGGGGAUCGUCAAAAACAUUGAUGUUUGUAAAUGUAUCUCCCUUAUUGAAAAACUUUGGAGAAACCAUAAAUUCAUUGAGGUUUGCAACAAAGGUAAAUAGCACUAAAUUAGGUUCAUAA